UAUUUUCCUGCUCACUUCAAACUUAAUGUUUGUGCUACUUCCUACUUUAGGUGAAAAUUUUUUGUUAAAUGUCAACAUUUUAUAAAGUUUAAACAAUGGAAACAGAAGAUUCACCCGAUCCACAAGAAUUAAAAGCAACUAUUGCAACAUACAAAAAGUUGGCCGAAGAUUUUUCAAAUCAUGAUACAAUUUUAAAGGAUAAGACAGUGCUCUCGUAUAUUGCAUUUAUAAUGGAAAAUCCUGAUGUAGAAGUAGUGGAAUUGGCAUUGGAUGUCCUUGAAAUUUUUGUGAGAAAUUUAGAGAAUUAUUCACAUAUAACCUCAACAUUUGGAGUUCGUGAAGCACUCGAUUCAAUAAUUGACAAAUAUAGUUUAGACGAGCCAAAAAUUGCUAAACACGCUCAACAUAUUAAAGAUAGUAUAGAAAGAAUGAAACCACCGAUUUAUAAUUUACGUAGUCGAUGUAGACGUGUUAUUGAACCAAAAAAACUAAGAACACACGUUAUUGUCUUACAUGUUCAUGGCCUUCUUCCUGAGACACGAGCGGAUCUAGAGUCAACUUUAAUAAGAAUUGAAGGUUUAAUUUCACUCGUCGUUGACGUGGAGCAUCAACGAGUUACCAUGAGGACUUUAAUUAAUGUCACAUCAAAACAAAUUGCUGAAGCUAUUCAAACAAAUAACUCAAAUAUGGAGGCUAGAUUAGUAACUAGAAACAAAUAUAAUCAAGAAUUUUUAGUUAAAUUGAUAAGUACAGACGCUGGGGAUUGCGAUGAAUUACCAGAAUAUUUACCAGAGGAAGAAGAACAAGAGGAAGAGGAGGAAAAGGAGGGCGUAAUUUCCAUUUUUACCGGUUUAAGACAAAGUGCGUCUUCCCUUUACAAAUCGACAGCUGAAUUUCUUCAUAAUUCCUUUUAUUGGUGAAUCGUGAAUUCUUUUUAUUUAGUAUUUUAUUUAUUUUCUACGUGCAUCAAAGUAAGACGCAAUGAGUUUCUGUUCGUGUGCAUUGACCCGUAGGAAUUUACCGCAAAUGGUAUAGAGAAAAAAAAGAACCUUAAAAGGUAAGAAAUUAAUGAUCCAUUUGGAUUGUUAUUCCUCUUUCAAGAUUUUAAUUAUUUUUGACAAUCACCGAAAAUAAUUCCCCAUUCUUUUUUUUUUUUUUUUAAUUAAUUAUAUUUCAAAGACUUUGAACUCAGUGUUCUUGCCAAAUUUUCUCAAAGAAACUUCUAAACUAUUUUAGAAAAUAUAAUAACUAGUUCAGAUCUAAAUUGAAAACUUUGAUCUGCAGAACUUGUUAAAAUCAAAUUUAGAAAUUGUAUAUAUAUAAACUUGCAUCUGCUUCUAAUUAA
Leptopilina heterotoma is the source of this 1345-nucleotide messenger RNA. Its product is annotated as armadillo repeat-containing protein 1-like. The record is from RefSeq and is a predicted model, not a curated record. The transcript has 4 exons. NCBI's taxonomy places the organism in Eukaryota, Metazoa, Arthropoda, Insecta, Hymenoptera, Figitidae. Bases 96 to 920 code for a protein of 274 amino acids.